ACUUUCUCGCUGACAAAUGAACGGCGAAACACCGACGAUGAAACAAAUAGAGAAUUACAAACUGAAAUACGUGCCCCAAUCGUAUCUCGAAGCAAGAGAUACGCCCGAUACGUGUUGGAAACAUCCGCAGAAGAGGAGUCAAUCGUUUCCAGUUGCUAGGAGCAGCAAGAAUCCGGAAUCGGUGAUGAGCUACUAUUCCGCGUCGACUACUUACAAGCCGCAGAGAAAUACUUAUUCGAAUCCGAUGUACUCGAAGUACACGUCGCCUCACGAUCCCGACGUGUCGCACAUGCAUUGCCAUUCGAAGGCCCCCAGGGAUAAAUACUCGAACUCCCCGACGACCAGGAAAGCCCACUUCGACGACGAGCUUGGGAAUAUCGAGAAGAUAAAGUACGAGGAAUUGGAGAAUUUCACGGAGGAUAACGGGGAGGAGGAUGUUGAAGAAGAAAUUACAGGUGUAAUUUAUACAGAGGAGGAUCGUGAGGAGCUAGUCGAAUUUUUGGAUAAAGAUUACGAAGAGCAGGAAGCGGAUGACGAAAUAGAUGACGAGUCCGAUCCUUCUCCUCAGACUCACAGACCUCCGAGAAGUAAGAAUGAAGCGUUGUUAAAGCAGCAGCAGCAACAGCAACAGCAGCAGCAACAGCAACAGCAGCGAUGGAGACCCAUGGAGCAGAAACUUCGUUGCCAGCAACACAUGAUUAUGCAAACUCAUCCGUCAUCCGCCAGGUACUACCAUAGCGUGGCCGAGCAUGAGAUACCUGAGCCCUUAUCAGAAGAAGAGUUCGUCCGAACGUCGGCGAGGAGUCCGACGAGACGGAAGAACACGGAUUACCAUAAUUGGUCGUCGUCAAGGAACGAUCACGAUCAGUACAACGAUUUUACGAUCGAGACACCUCGACGAGCUCGCACGAAACCGGACGUCGAUCGACUGCUGGAUACCGAAUUGAACAGGUCGAGAAAGUGCAACCGCUGUGGCAGUUUAUCAGCUAAAAAGGUAGAAUCACCGAAGGGAUGCAGAUUCGAUGAUCGCGCGAAUAUUCCAACCAAAGGGCCAAUCGGCGACGAGCCCGACGAGAUGUACUGCGGCCGGUGUAACCUGAGAUACAACACGAAAGACGCUCUCGACGUUCCAACGUCCAUGUUCGCUGCAAAACCGCGUCGAUCCCGAGAGGUGAAAUCGCCGACGAUCUACGAAGUCCCAGAACAAGCGCAGGACAAAAUCUCGCGCGACUACGCGCGAACCUCGCCACCGAGGUACCAAAGGAAAUCUGCGGAACCAUACCCGGAAAGAGCCAAACGCUCGUUGCAUACUUCUCAAGGCACUGCGCGAAUACAAUCUAGAUACGUCGAGUAAAAUAAUUUCUUUAAGACUAAAAUCACCCGGAAGAAGUGUACGAAAAGAUCGGAUUUGGAAAAAAUUAGAUCGUACAGUGUAAAAUAAUUUUUUUAGACAUUUUUCGUGACAUUUCAUGAUCGAAGAUCUUUUCCUGUUCCCAGGCGACUCUGACGAGUAUUUUCAUAUAAAGACUUCGUCCCUGUAUCUCUAUUUAAGGAUGUGUGUGUCGAUAAAAAAAACAAUGGUAGAAACGAGUCCCUUUCGUUGUAAACUAAUUUCUGAGAGACUUUGAUCCGCAAGGGCGUAGCAAAUAUAAAAUAAUAUAAAGGAAUCUUCUCGAUCGUUUCCCUCCUACUGGUUGUGUAAUAUAUAUUUUUGUAACUGUCCUCGGGUCUCGUAGAUGUUAAACACGUGUUGUCUGAGGCUAGUAGAAACGCGAGUAUGUACAUAACGCGAUUAGGUGAAUCGAUUAGAAGUUUGAACGUGUCGCUAAUACCCCGCUUUCCGUCUUCGGUGUUCGACGAUCUCCUGAAUGAUAAGUCACCGUUACCCUCGGCACGAAAUCGAUUGUAUAUACGCGAUACACCGUAAUGCUAACGAUUCUGUGUAAUAAACCUU
Molecule: messenger RNA, 1954 nt
Organism: Ceratina calcarata
Lineage: Eukaryota; Metazoa; Arthropoda; Insecta; Hymenoptera; Apidae
Product: GATA zinc finger domain-containing protein 10
Exons: 5
Coding region: 17-1354 (445 amino acids)
Source: RefSeq, a predicted model, not a curated record